GCGAUAAACCCUAGCCGCGAGGCAAAAUCAAAUUCGCAGUAUGUUUUAUCUUUUUUCCCUUAACCAUGUUUUAUCGUUCUCUUAUAAUAAUAAUCAUCGCUUUUGAUAGGCGUUGCGUUCUUCGUUAGUUUUUCAUGCCGAAUUGUUGAAAUGGAACCUUCUACUACACCAAAAGCACCGUUAAUUCCUGAAAUUAAAUUAAAAUCGAAUCAGAAAAAGAAGAUUCCAUCGCCGAAAGAAUUGAUAUCUUACUAUGAAUCACAAGGGAUGGAUUCACAAGAAGCCUCAUUGAAGGUGAUAGAGGAUUUACAAAAAGCUUUGGUUGGAAUAAUUUCAUCUGGUAAAGGUAAAAAAGAUAGGGUUUUGAAUGAAUCUUCUAGAAAAAUGGAUUCAGUGAAUAAUAGACUUGCAAUACUUGAUAUGAAGCUUGAUUCAAAGCCUGGAUUUGUUGAGACUUUUGCAAUUGGUGUUGUUUCUGGUGCUACUCUUAAUGGAUUUGGUGCUAUAUUGCCUCAUAUUUUAUCACCUAUUGCUAAUAUUUGGAAUUCUGUUACCUCAGCCACUAAAUCUACCCCUCAAUGAUAGUUGUGUAACAUUUGUAAUUUAUUGUUAGUUUUGUAAACUAUUGUUUAAUUGUAUGUAAUUGUAUUAACAUUGUAUUCUAGUUAUGUAAAUGAAAUACUAGUUAUGCAAUUGACUUAUUAAUA
Molecule: messenger RNA, 707 nt
Organism: Trifolium pratense (red clover)
Lineage: Eukaryota; Viridiplantae; Streptophyta; Magnoliopsida; Fabales; Fabaceae
Exons: 2
Coding region: 151-582 (143 amino acids)
Source: RefSeq, a predicted model, not a curated record